CCUUCCGCCGCCAGCCCCUGGUGGGCUGCUGGGCCGCCUUCCCCCGCUGGCUGGCAUCCUCCUCCGAGGCUCGGGCCCGCGCUUCCGGCCAGCCUCCCGGGCUUCCCGACCCCUGCCCUUCCCGCCGUCUGGGUUGGAGUUCCCUGGGUGCUGGCGUUGACCGCAGCUCAGGUGGUAGGACACCAGCCCCUGGUUACAGCACAGACGGCCCACAGUGCACAAAUGGCCAGGUCCCAGAAGACUGUGGCAGCCCUGCCUCAGAACAAAGGGAUCCGGGCAGCCACCAACACGCCCAUCCUGUUACCCAGCCUGAAGCGGGGUGUCCUGGACCACACCUUGCAGCAAGGGCUCCUCCGCCGCACCCGGCGGCUCUGCAGCCCCACUGCACCUCCAACCCCGACACGGCCCAAGAAGCUCAAGAUGCAGGCGCCCGUGGACAUGUUCCCCACCGACUGGAGCCCGCCACCCAUAGAGUUCCUGAACCCGAAGGUGGUGCAGGCUGGCAGGGAGGACGCUGCGCAGAGGCAGCUGGGUGCAGCAGGCCCGCGAGAGUUGCAGAGUCUCGGCAGAGAGGUGAAGCAGGAUCGCCUGGGCCCGGACCCGAAGGGGAACACAGCCUCACUGCAGAGGUUCUGGGACGUGGCAGGCCCAGGCCAGCCGGCUGUGGCAGCACAGGAGGAUGACCACACCCCGCUCACCCCUGGGGGCUCAGAGAAGUAUAUCAACAGCUUGGAUUACCUGCUGCAGGAGAAGAGGGAACAGGCCCUGGAACAGGAGCGAGAGCAGCUGCUCCUGCAGAGCUGUCUGGACCUUGACUCCUUGGAUCUCAAUGAAGAUCAAGUGUCACUCACACCCGAGCACAGGAUGCUGGUGGAGAAGUUCUCCGUGUCGCUGCAGGCCAUCCCAUCAGUACAUCCAGGAGAGACCGUGUUUCUGCCUAGACACCACCCUCUGCCCUGUGCCCUGGACUCCUCACAAAUGGAGCCACACAGCCACCUGGAAGGGCUGUUUCUCAGCUCCUCGCAGGCCCAGCAGCUCUCCUUCCUGCACCACGGCCUCCUGAGCAACCUCUACCUGCACAGGACCAGCUGCCCGGUGCCCCUUCUGCAGUGGCUGUUCCAGCUUCUGACAUGGCCUCCAGAAACGUCUUCGAGAGCCUUUGAUCUCCUCUGGGACCUGAGUGUGGAUGGGCUUUUCCGUCAGUCUGAUGAAGAAAUGUACUUGUGGUACCCAUCGCUGCAGGAGGUCAUGGAGGUGUUCUACAGUCUGGGAGCCUACUGCCCUGCACUGUACCCGCUGGGGCCCUGCCAACACGGUGACCGGGUAACUGAAAAUGAGGCUGGCUUGGACUGGCAGGUGGACUCCCCUCAGCAGUCGGCCUUGGACAUAAGUCUGAGCUACAUCUAUAAGAUCCUGACCCUGUGCGCCCUUGCCCGGCCGGGGGCCUACACAGACGGGAACCUCCUUGGCUUGAUCGAGCAGCUGUGCCGCACUGGCCUGGACGUGGGGCUGCGCCUGCUGCCCAAGACGGACCUCCAGCAGCUCCUGCUCUUGCUCCUGGAGAACAUCCAAGACUGGCCAGGGAAGCUGCAGCAGCUGUGCUGUGCCCUGAGCUGGGUGUCCGACCACCAUCACAACCUGCUGGCACUCGUGCAGUUCUUCCUGGAAGUGACCUCCAGGAGCAGGCAGCUCCGAAGCCGGCUCAGCCUCAUGGUCAUCGCCCGGAUGCUGGGCCAGCAAGAGGCGCUCCCUGUCUGGCAAGAGAAGACCCAGCUGUCGAUGCUCAGCCGGCUCCUGAGCCUCAUGAGGCCGUCAUCCCUCGGGCAGUGCCUGGGCUCGGAUCCUUUGCCACCCUGCCAGAAGCAACAGCCAACGACCGGUGCUGAGCUAGACCACAAGGCAACAGCAGAGAGCUGGAUCAGCAGUGGAGCAGCCAGGACUCGAACCAGCGCCCAUAUGGGAUGCCAGCACUGCAGGCGGCGGCUUUACCCACUACGUCAUGGCCCUGGCCUUUGGAUUCUUUUCUUUGCUGCUCUCACGGGCAGCUCACUCAAGGGUCUGCUACCUGUGCCACAGCCUGCUGACCCUGGCAGGGGUGGUGGUCAGCAGCCAGGACAUCACUCCAGACCAAUGGGGGGAGCUGCAGCUGCUCUGCAUGGAGUUGGACCGCCACAUCAGCACCCAUAUCCGGGAGAGCCCCCAGGCCAUGCACAGGACCAACCUCAAGGACCUGGCCACCCAGACCUACAUCCGUUGGCAAGAGCUGCUGGCCCACUGCCAGCCCCAGGCCCAGUACUUCAGUGCCUGGAAGGACAUGUAAAGGGGCAAGGGUCGGAGGUCAGAGUCAAGGGCAGGGGAAGCCCGGAUGCCAACCAGCCUGAUGCUGCAAAAGCAUGCCUCUGCCUGGGCUCCUGCCCUCUGCCCCCCACUCAGCAAGGGAUGGGCCUCUUCCCACCUGGCCCAGCCCUCUGCUCUCCUGCCUCCCAUCCCCCCAGCUCCUCUUCCCCAAGGCUUUUGUCUCCAUAGCUCUGGUUCCCCCGGGGCCUCCUGGGUCCUGGCAGGCCUCCGUCCUCCCCGCCCUCCUUCCUCUCUCUGUCACUAAUGUGAGGUUUCUUUGUGCACAUUAAAGUCUUAUUUCGGCAUCA
Molecule: messenger RNA, 2645 nt
Organism: Oryctolagus cuniculus (rabbit)
Lineage: Eukaryota; Metazoa; Chordata; Mammalia; Lagomorpha; Leporidae
Source: RefSeq, a predicted model, not a curated record